Paramuricea clavata is the source of this 390-nucleotide messenger RNA. Lineage: Eukaryota; Metazoa; Cnidaria; Anthozoa; Malacalcyonacea; Plexauridae. The record is from the annotation of a GenBank genome assembly.
UUUAAUCAUUCAAGUACUUCAAAAAAUCCAGAGCCAACAGGUAACCGGUUUAUUGAUUGUUCUCGAUUGGCCAACCCAAAUUUAGUAUCCCAAAUUAAUGCGAAUGUUGAUCAAUUAUUCACUGUUGAUACCCCCACAAGAAAAGUUGCUUCAUCUCCCUUACAACCCAGCGAAGAUACAUCAACUUCACAAAACAAUGUGGCUGUUGGCAUGUUAUUUGUCAGGAGAUGUCUCAAAGACGAAGGUAUUCCAGAGUCAGUUUCCAAGUAUAUCCACAAGUCAUGGAGAACAUGCAAAAGCAGUAUAGCACUUACCUCAGUCAAUGGGAGGUUUUCUGUGAUACCCGAGGGAUUAAUCCAAUUUCACCUCCUCUCGAAAGUGCCUUAUUAG